Klebsormidium nitens is the source of this 963-nucleotide messenger RNA. The record is from the annotation of a GenBank genome assembly. Lineage: Eukaryota; Viridiplantae; Streptophyta; Klebsormidiophyceae; Klebsormidiales; Klebsormidiaceae.
AUGGAAACGGAGGAAAAGGAAGCCCAGCGCAUAUUAAGUGACCUGCCGUUCGACUUACAGAAGCGCUUCAUCGACCCGCAAUCCUUGUGGCGUCGAAAGGUGAUUAUGAAGCAGGGGUGGCCCCAGCUGCAUCUCGGUUUUGCAACCAAAACUAUCCUUGAGCUGUGCCGGAUGCUGGGGGCAGACAAUCCAAAUCCCAAGUAUGCAAAAGUCCUCGUAUCCGAUGCAAGGGACCAGCUGAAGAAGUCGAGGAGCGAGCUGGUUUCCGCCGAUGACGUUGCAAAAGGAGCUGAGAGCUUCCAGGUUGUCAUUGAGGUGGUGGUGGCUAUGGAUAAAUGCGGGGUUCGUGAGAUUGCCACUUACUUUGCCAACUACAUGGCACUAACCUACGCGAAGGUGCUCUUGGGAUUUCUAUUUUCAACAGAGGACCUAGAAGGUGUGUGGCGGUUUGCUCGGGACCUUGACCAGCUGGCCCUCCUGAUUGAUGCGUCACCGGGCACAAAGCACAGCUGGCAGUCAUAUGCCAAAGCGCCCGGGGAAGGCAACCGAGAGACCCAACCUCCGCUGACUGGCUUCGGCAGCUGCUUGUCCAUGCUAGAGAACUUACUGGUGGCGCUUGAAUCAACGGCCGGCUUGACCUCAAACGCAGCACCGCUGAAUGGCGACGAACUCCGUGAGUGGGGCGCGGCUUUGGACGUCCUCGGUGGCGAGAUCGUGUGGCUUGACAGCGUCCAGAAGACACUACAAUGGGACGAUCUGCAGCGGGAUGGCCGACUGCUCCUGGACUCGUUCAAAAGGGAAGGCAUGAAAGACCAAGAGAAGCGGGUCGCUCCAGCUUGCUUCAAGAGGCGCUGGCUGUGCUGCGGCCCGACUGCGACAAAAGUGGUUGCACCAAUGUUUCAAGGAUACCUCCCGUAUCGCCACGUUGCCAGUGCUGCAAAGGAGGAGAAGAAGGAGCAUUAA